Lipotes vexillifer (Yangtze River dolphin) is the source of this 816-nucleotide messenger RNA. It is a transcript of the gene MBLAC1, whose product is annotated as metallo-beta-lactamase domain containing 1. The transcript has a single exon. The record is from RefSeq and is a predicted model, not a curated record. Lineage: Eukaryota; Metazoa; Chordata; Mammalia; Artiodactyla; Lipotidae. The coding region runs from base 1 to 816 and encodes 271 amino acids.
AUGAGCGGUGUAGUGCGCACCGAGCCGCUGCGCGGGGAGCCUCCUCUGCGGGUGCCCGGCGACGCCUUUUCUGUGGUGUUUCUGCUGCAGGGCUACGCGGAGCCCGAGGGGGUCGGCGACGCCGUGCGCGCCGACGGCUCCGUGACCCUUGUUCUGCCCCAGGCCUGGGGCCCGGCCUCCGGCCACCGAGAACCCCCGCCCGAGGGCUACGAGGCGAAGACCGCCCUGGAGGAGGCGGCCCGUGGCCCCAUCCUCGUGGACACCGCGGGGCCCUGGGCUCGAGAGGCGCUCUUGGGGGCCCUGGCGGGGCAGGGCGUGGCCCCGGGAGAUGUGACUCUGGUGGUGGGGACCCAUGGACACUCGGACCACAUCGGGAACCUGGGGCUGUUUCCCGCGGCGGCCCUGCUGGUCUCGCACGACUUUUGCCUCCCCGGGGGCCGCUACCUCCCCCACGGGCUGGCUGAGGAGCAGCCUCUGCGGUUGGGACCGGGACUCGAGGUGUGGGCCACGCCCGGCCAUGGUGGCCAGCGGGACGUGAGCGUGGUGGUGGCUGGCACGGCCCUGGGUACCGUCAUGGUAGUGGGCGAUGUGUUUGAACGUGAAGGGGACGAGGACUCGUGGCAGGCGCUGAGCGAAGACCCGGUGUCCCAGGAGCACAGCCGGAAGAGGGUCCUAGGCACUGCCGACGUGGUCGUGCCUGGUCACGGAGCCCCCUUUAGGGUGAUCAGGGAAGCCUCGGCGCCAGAGACAGAGGAUCUGGGGAACAGACGGCCAGAUCUCGUGAUCGGAGACAAGGAGCCCACAGUGCACCAAUAA